This is a messenger RNA of Musa acuminata subsp. malaccensis (wild Malaysian banana), 5855 nucleotides long. The record is from RefSeq and is a predicted model, not a curated record. Lineage: Eukaryota; Viridiplantae; Streptophyta; Magnoliopsida; Zingiberales; Musaceae.
GAUUCCCUUCCUUGCUCGCACGCCCGAUGCCCUGCUCCCUGUGGAGGCGCUCCGUGCAGUCCUCCCUCGCCCUCUGCCGCUUCGACUCCAUCCCCAUCUCCCCUGGCCUUCCUCUCCUCCAUCGCCGGCACUGGGCCCUGCCGUGUGAGUCCCUCCUCUCCGACAGCGAGUCCUCGUCCGCCCCCGAAGACUGCUGCUCCCACCACUACCACUCCCCGAGAACCACCGAGAGGAUCAGCUACCGACCGUGCAGGCUCGCCGCCUCCCGACGAAGGUACUCCUUGUCAAGACAAUGGUCCUGCAAGGCCGAUAUGAUGAAGAGGAUGCGGGCCAACCUCUCGCACCGGGGCUGGAUUCUGGGCUCCCCGAAUUCGCUCGAAGUCGAGCUGUGCGAGCGCAAUGUGGUCGCCCUGCUGAACGAUCUGUUCGAGGGCAGCUCCGACGCGGCGCUGGCUUUCUACUUCUUUAGGCUGUCGCAAUGGUACAACGGUUCGAAGCACGGCGUCCGUGCGGUUUCCACUAUGGUGCACAUAGCGGUCACCGGGAAUAUGAACCACAUCGCAGUGAAGCUUCUCCGAAGUAUUGCUAGGAAUGUUGACGAGCACAGCGACGGAGUACAGCAUCAGCUGGUGUUUGAUGUACUGAGAGAAACUUACAGUAGUAGGAGAGUUUUGGAAACUGUAUAUAGCAUGCUCGUUAUGUGUUACGUAGAUAAAGGAAUGGUCAAGAUGGCUAUUAGGUUGGUGGAUGAUAUGAGGAACCUUGGCAUGUACCCGACCAUCCGUGUCUACAAUUCUCUGAUCAAGCUUCUGCUGGAAUCCAAGCAGUACGAAGUUGCAUGGCAAUUAUAUGUGGAAAUGCCUAGUAGCUCGUUUGGCUCUAACCAGUGGAUCGUAAGGAUCGUGAGCUUAUUUAUCCGGGAGCUCGGUGCUCAUGGGGACUUCGACUGUGCUUGUAAAUUGCUCUUUGAGAUUCAGAAAUACGGUGGCCAAGCCGAUGUUGUUGUGUAUACAACGAUGAUAAAUGCCUUGUGCAAAUGGGGGCUCCUCAAAGAGGCAACUGCUCUAUUAUAUAAAAUGUUGCAGUUGGGCAUCUCUCAUGAUGAUGUUUUGGUUUCUUCAGUUGUCAAUGGCUACUGCAAAGCUGGUAGGUUGGUGGAUGCCGCACAUCUUUUGAACUCUCUAAGCGGCAUUCCUGAUGUUUUCGUGUAUAACAGCUUCAUAUUGAUGUUAUGUAAAAAUGGCAAUAUGGUAGAAGCUUACGAGCUGUUCAAAGAGAUGUUUGAGGUGGGGUUGGAUCCGGACUCCUUCAAUUACACAGCUAUUAUUGAUGGUUACUGUAGAGCAUGUGAGCUAGAUCAGGCUUUGAAGACAUUUGCUCUAAUGCUGAAAAGAGGGGUUAAACCAACUGUUAUGACAUAUACAGUGUUGAUAGAAAGUUACUGUGACAGAAAUGAUCUUUGUGGUGCAGAGUACAUGCUUUCUGCGAUGAAAAUGGAGGGUGUGCAACCAGAUGUUGUCACUUAUAAUACAUUGAUCAAUGGUUACAGCAAGAAGGGUCACAUGCAUAGGGCAUAUGAGUUGAAGGAUGUCAUGGAAAAGGAUGGUGUAUCCACAGAUGUGGUGACAUAUAAUAUUCUCAUGCAUGGACUCAUCAAGAGAGGCUAUGUCAAGGAAUCAAGAGAAGUCUUUAAUGAACUUGUUAGAAGGGGGUUUUCUCCUGACAGAAUCACAUUUACCAAUGUAAUCGACAGUUAUUCUCAAGAUGGAAAUUUGGAAGAAGCAUUUCUCAUAUGGUGUAGCAUGAGCAAUAAUGAAAUAACACCUGAUGUUGUCACUUGUAGUGCUCUCCUUAAUUGUUUCUGCAAAAGGCAGCGCAUGCAAGAUGCAAGUGUUUUAUUUCACAAGAUGUUGGAUGCUGGAUUGGAGCCUGACCUAAUAUUGUACAACACUCUCAUAUGUGGAUUCUGUAAAGAAGGGAAUAUUAGUGAAGCUUGCCGUUUUAUGUUCAUGAUGAAUGAAAAUGAUAUUUUUCCUAAUAAUCUUACAUAUGAGGCUCUGGUUUGCUGCUUUGAGAAAAUUGGAGUGAAAAAUGCAGCUGAAAAUGCUGCCAUGAAGAUGCAGGAAAUUUUCUUUGAAAAAUGUAAUGAUUGAUUCUUGAUGAAUUUUAGAUGUGCUUUGAUGCCAUUAUAUUGAUUGGUGGAGCUUUAAAACAAUUGUUUCACCUGCCAUCUUCAAACUACCAUGAGGGUGAAGUUCCUUAGAGAAACUUUGGUGGACAAGUCUCUCUAUUCAAGCCAGUAAGGUUGUCAGCCAAACAAAAAGACUAAAGCUGCAUGGAGUAUACUUCCAUAGUGUGGUAGAUUCCUCCCUGAGCAAAUAUCGAAGACAUCUUGAUUUGCUACCUCAGUCACGAUUUCCUUCAAUUCUUCGUUGAUCCACUUUCAAUUCAAAUGGAGGAGCUUUUACAUUUAGGUACUUCAUUGGAUAGUGAAGACAUUUCACAAUCACAAGAGACUUGCUAAGAACCAAGUAGUUGUAUGUGAUGAAUUGUCAAGGCUGUCCAUGGCCAAGCUUCCACCAAGACAUUGAGAAGAUAUGUGAGGAGGAUACUGAGUUCAGGGUUCUGCAGAAUGAUACCUGUGACAGAAUACUCUUCUACAGUGCAUUGUGCUUGAGACUUCUUGGUAGCUUUUAACGUAGUCAACAGCAGUUCCCUCAACCUGAGAUGGAAGAGCUUGGUUACGAUGGAUACUGCAACAGUAUGGAUUAUUACGGACAUUACCUGCUCAAGGAUGAUCAGAGAAGGGCAGUUUCGAGGGUGAGGGAGCUGUUGAGAAGAAUUGAGGUGGUGAAGUCACACAAAGGAGGAAAAUAAGGCACAGAAGUGCAACUCUGCAACCUACAUUGUGAACAUGGGUGAUUUGUGAUGUUACAAGCACCAGCAUGCUUAGCACAGAUAUUUAUUGAGCUUGAACAGUAGCUUCAUUUCUUGAACAAAAAGUCAACCAAUUCCAGCAUGGAAGAAAUGAAUCAUGCCAUAUGCCUUCCCUUUUUGUACCACAAGGAGAAAUGAUGACUGCUGAUGGAGUUCCAAAGGUCAAGGAAGCUUGUGAUGACAUGGCAGAGUGAAAGAUCAAGUUUGGCUUAUUGAACUAGUUAGUGCUUCAAACAGAAUCUACAUUUUAUUAGCAGUAUUUGGACAUUGGAGAAUAAUUUUUUACAGAACCCAAAUCUGAUGAAUUGAGAACUAGAAUUACGUAUUCAAAAGCUGAGUUAACAAAUAAGGUGAUGCAAUUAGUGCGGCUCCCAAAUUGAAAAUUGGAGAUCAAGAUGUGGUUUCAUGUUUCGUCAUAAGGGAGCAGAAGAUGCAAGAGUCACCUACCAGAAAAGAAGAGGACAACAUUGGCAUUCAGGUGGAGGGAUUGAUCAAAAGACAAUAUAUAUUUGAGAGACAUGAUUAUAUGAUAAACAAAAACAAUAUUGGCAUUCAAGUGGAGGGAUUGAUCAAAAGACAAUAUAUAUUUGAGAGACAUGAUUAUAUGAUAAACAAAAACAAUAGUGACUAAAAGCAUGAAAAGAUCUUAUCAUCUGCAGAAGAUGCAAGAGUCACCUGCCAGAAAAGAAGAGGACAACAUUGGCAUUCAGGUGGAGGGAUUGAUCAAAAGACAAUAUAUAUUUGAGAGACAUGAUUAUAUGAUAAACAAAAACAAUGGUGACUAAAAGCAUGAAAAGAUCUUAUGACAGUUAAUGUACCUCAUGCAUGGAUCACUUCCAUAUACAUUGUUGAGAAUGUAGCUUUCCAUCCGACAGAAGAUCUGAAAUAGUCUUUGCAAGCUGUGCUGCUCCAUGUCGAGGAAUUAGAACAUCAGGAUUACAUCAAACAGCACAUGGGUCCCCAUGGCUUCCACCUAAACACCAACCUCCAGGAACUAUCCUACCAGGACCCAGGCUCAAGUUUCCUUGUCAAUGUGGUCAAGAACAGGAUCGUUCUUAGAGAACCUAGUACCAAAUGCUGCACCACUUAAAGUAAUGUUUUUAAGGUUAUCAGCAGAUGGGUUCCUUCUUUGGAGGUGCACCCCAUAUCAUACAGUGUAGGUGAUGAUUGACAAUAGUCCUAUUGAAUGCUGGCGAGUUACCAAGGACAGUUUGGAAAUAGUUUGUGUAUGAUGACAGUGUAUUUGCAUAGUCCAUCAUAAAAGUUAUUGGCAAAUUGUUGGUACCCAAUAUGCAGUACUCUGUAAAUUUCCAACUGAGGAUAACAGAAGCAGAACCUGCACCAGAAUGCAUAAUCCAUCUGGGUUUAUAUUAUUCCCUCUUGUUUUUUAUUCUUUUGACCUGGUGGUAUCAUCUAUUGGAAUACUGUCAAUCAGGGGUACACGUGAUCCUGGACUUAUUGACCCUAUUGAGGAUCCAAUGGCUAUCCUUAAAAAAGGCUAUUCUGUCUUGAUUAUUUUGGCUGUUUUGACAUUUGGUGUGUCUACUUCAUGGCUCCUUUACACCGAACAGACACCUUCUGCAUAGUUAAACUUUGCCUCGUGGAUUGGUAGGAACAGUUACUGCAUAUGCUUUUGUUUGGAUCACAAAAUAUUACACUGAUUCCAAGCAUGAGGCUGUUCGUGUGUUAGCACAUUCUAGUGCUAUGGGUCAUGGAACUAAUAUAAUUGCCAGUGUUAGCUUGGACUAGAAUCAACAGCUCUUCCUGUUCUGGUGAUAAGCAUAGCUAUUAUCACAGCAUUUUGGCUGGGACAUACAUCAGGUUUAGUAGAUGAAACUGGAAAUCCAACUGGUGGUUUAUUUGGCAUAGCUGUAGGAACAAUGGGAAUGCUUAGCACUGAUGCAUAUGUUCUCACCAUGGAUAUGUUUGGUCCUGUAGCUGAUAAUGCUGGUGGUGGAAUUAUGGAGAUGAGUCAGCAAGUACAUAUCAUUGAUGAGUAUUUUUAUAUGGUUGAUUUAACAUGUGUGAGUGCUUAUCUUUUUCAUGUGCUUUUGUGAAAUCAACUUCUAUCAGCUCCUUUGAAACUUUGAGAGAGAUGAGAGGUCGUACUGACAUUAAAGCAUUAAAUUGGUCACUUUUUAUCUAAUAUGUUGCAGCAGUAACUUUUUUGCUUGCAGCCUGAAAGUGUUUGGGAGAUCACAGAUGUUUUAGAUGCUGUACGUAACACUACCAAAGCUAUUACUAAAGGAUUUGCUAUUGGUUCUGCCGCACUUGCCACCUUCCUUCUUUCCAGUGCAAUCAUAUCCCUUUUAAACAGUGCCUUUGCCUGCUCUGCUGUUGGAAGAACUGCACAAGAGGUUAAUAAUGAAGUUCGUAGACAAUUUAUUGAGAGGCCUGGUAUAAUGGUGAGUAGCCCAACAUCUCAUGUCAGGUAAAAUUUGACGAUAUAAUGAGUCAGGAUAUUGAUAUAGCAUUCAUAUCCGGCACUCCAGAGAAAGCCAGACUACAUUUGCCAUUGUGGCAUCUGCAUCAUUACAAGAAAUGAUAAAACCUGGUGCUUGGGCAACUAUAUCUCCAGUGGUAAUUGGACUUUUCUUCAGGUUAUUGGGCCACUAUACUGGUCAGCAGCUUCUUGGAGCCAAAGUUGUGGCUUUGAUGCUUAUGUUUGCAACAGUUGUUGGUAUUCUUUUGGCUCUGUUUCUAAAUACUGCUGGCAGUGCUUGGGAUAAUUCAAAGAAAUAUAUAGAGACUGGUGCACUUGGGAGGCAAAGCUAAAGUUCACGUAGCUUAAGUUCUUUUUCUUGCCUUUCUUUUUCAGUUUUUAUUUUGUAUUUGUUGCAGGCAACAUGUAUAUAACUGAGUUUUCAAUUUGUAACUGAAAACGGUAUAUCUUUUUCCAAGGUUAUAAUUGUUGUAGA